AUCCCACCCUCAAUUGUCGCCUAUUUAAUUUAUUACCUACACGCAAGUCACCAGUCUCCAGGCAACUACAAUAUCGACAAACCCAGCCAAUCGCUUUUUCUUUUUUUUUGGAAACAUCUGCUCUGUUUCAUUCAUUCCUGAGGCUUUCUUUCUCCCAAUGUCCUAGCAUAAGAUCUGGCAACGCUCGAGCUUCAAUUUCUUAUUAUGGCCGAACAGGACGGCGCCGCUGGACAAUUGUUCAGCUCAUGUGUAUUCACUUUUGUAGAAAGUCGAGACUUGUCCGAAGGACUUAUUGCAGAGCUAUCUAAAAAUGUCACGGAUUUCGGUGGCCAAGUCGUCGACGCGCGACGCGACAGGUCGCUUCAUCUCGAAAAGGUCACCCACAUCGUUUCCAACACGAUCGACUUCCCCCAGUAUACGGAUGCACAAGCAACAAUGAUCCCAACAGUCAAGCACGCAUGGAUCUUGGCAUCCGUCGCCCGAAACAAGCCUGCUCAAUUACGUCCGUAUUCCCCAGACCCGAGGCUGUUUUUCAGCGAAGUCGUUCUUUCCGUUGCCGACGACAUUCCGCCGACCGACAAGGAAUCCAUUAUAGGCGCCACCAUGGCUAUGGGCGGUGUAGACUCGGAGAAUGUCACAAAACUUGUCACACACAUCUGCGCUUUAUCGAUGGACAACGACAAAUGCCGGAUAGUCCAGGCUAAGAACCUAAAGUGCAAGAUUGUGUUACCACAUUGGUUCGACGACUGCUUCAGACUCGGAAAGAGAAUAGACGAAGGGCCAUAUCUCCUGCCGGAUCCCGAGAUCGUUAAUGCGCGGUCAAACGAUGAAGUGGCAGUACCAGCGAGCCAACAUCUCGAGGGUGCGACAUCAGCCCGCCCCCAAUGGAUGCCCCCACCAACUGACUCCAUCACAGGAGCGCGACCCAAACUCACAGUCUUUCUUGAGAAGAAGCUCUUGUUGUCUUCGGACUUGUUCAUCACGGAUCGCCUCCGGGAAAUCCUACAGGGACUUAUUGAGGACGGCGGCGGACAAAUAACUGACAGCUCCGAGGAAUGCGAUUACUUUAUUUGCCAGUACCGAGAUGGGCCCCAGUACGUCCAAGCCUCUCACGAGGGCAAGGUUGUUGGUAACCUGUCAUGGCUUUACCAUCUCAUUAGCAACAAUUCGUGGACUUCGCCCAUGCGUCGGCUGCUCCAUUACCCUGUCCCCAGAGAUGGCAUACCUGGCUUCAAAGAUCUAAGGAUCACUGUGUCGAACUAUGGUGGCGAGGCCCGUAUCUACCUCGAAAACCUCAUCACCGCCGCAGGCGCCACCUACACAAAGACCAUGAAGGCAGACAACUCGCAUUUGGUCACAGCAAGGAACAACAGUGAGAAGUGCGAAGCCGCUCGUGACUGGAACAUUAACAUGGUCAACCAUCUCUGGAUUGAGGAGAGUUAUGCCCGGUGCGAAAUACAGAGUCUUACUGUCGAGAGGUAUACGCACUUCCCAGCUCGAACAAACUUGGGCGAGGUUAUUGGCCAGACCUUCUUUGACGAGUCGAGACUCCAUGCCACGUAUUAUCCUGGUGGACCGGAGAAGCUAACCGCUGCCGGCACACGUAAGCGCAAGAUGAUGGAUCUGGCCAAGGAAAAUGCACACCCUGAUGGACCUGCUGAAGGUGUAGCAAUCGGCCGUCAAGCACGGAAGGACUUUGAUGUGAUGAAAGACACUGAAUCCGACUACGCUAACAAGACAACUGAAGAGUUCGGGCUGCCUGCGCCCACGAAACGCCGCGCGACGGAAGCAGCCACACCUGUACGAGGCCGUCACGUACGCGUUGGCAAGGAGAACGAAACGCCAUCCUCUGCCUCGACCGGAAGCCGCAGCGCUAAGGAAAAAGCACAGAAGCGAUUGCUGGACCUUGCACCCGAUCUUGCUCUGUACGAAAAGGAGAAGAAGCGAGGACUUAAAGACGGCAUGUGGGGCGGCAAACGCGCUGCGGAUUACAUUGAUCGGGAGAAUCUGAACCGUCGGAGUGUAUCCAGCCCAGCUGCAGAAGAGGCAGAGGAAGCACCAGUAAAAAAACGCGCAGCCAAAAAAGCCAAACCGACAUUGCCGCAGAUCGAAGCAAAAGUCAUUCUCACAGGAUUCAAACGAUGGGUCAAUGAUAAGUUUAAAGAGGAUGCCGAUCGGAAAAAGCUUCGAGACCUCGGCAUACAAGUCGUCACAGAUGGCCAACAGUGUGACUACUUGGUUGCGCCGCAAAUAGUACGGACCGUCAAGUUCCUUCGUAACUUGUCCAAGGGCGCAAAGGUUCUAUCGUCGGAAUGGAUCGAGAAAUGUCUAGAUGAUGGAGAAGCGCCCCUUCCAGAGGAUUACCUUCUCAAGGAUAAGGAGAACGAGAAGAAGUUUGGCUUCAAGCUGCAUACAUCCAUCGAACGUGCGGCCAAGGCCAAGGGCAAACUGUUGUGGAAUCUCCCCAUAUAUUGCACUUCUUCCAUCAAGAACGGUACCGAUAGCUACAGAGCGAUUGCUGAAGCAAACGGCGCACUCUUCUUGGUAUAUGCUGCAAGGAGCGGCACGACCAUCAAGCCUACCAAGCCAGACGAGGACGAAGGAGGGCCUGAGCCAGUGUACCUCCUCAGCACUGCAAGUCCGGAGGAGAAGAAGCUAUGGCCAAGAUUUGAAAACAUGGCGCGCCAAGGCAACAUGGAGCCCAGGGUAGUUGCUUCGGACUGGUUGCUGGACGUGGUAAUGAAGCAGGAGCUUGUCUUUGACAAGAAGUAUCUCGUGACGAACUUCUUCAGCUAGUCCAGCAUGCCGAGAUCAUUGUUGUUGCUUCUAUUAGCCCGGUGCAUGGCGUCAGGGUUCUGUUUUCGUAUGACGUAUAUGACGGCCUUGCUGGAGGGUUGGCUAUAAACCAGGAGGCGUGCGGUUUAGCAUAGCGUUGCUACGAAUACUUGCAUCACGACCCUAAUCCGUGUCUCUCUCUCGCGUGAUCCGUGCCCUAUUUGUUCUCUUCGUCUUUGACUCUCGCGCACACGCUCGUCGAUCAGAAGAACUUGACACCCUCUCCCUGCCCAAAGACCUGCGCCUUGCCCCUCUUGACCAGAAUCUGCAGGGCCUUCUGCAGCACCUCCUGGUCCAGGCCCCUGAUGUCCGUCCCCAGCGUGGCCUCGCCCUCGGUGAGCUCCCACAGGGUCAGCACGGCGUUCUUCUGCCCGUUGGCGUCGGCCCAGCCCUCGAGCUCCCGUGCCCACUCCUCGGGCGUCCGCCAGUACACGAAGACGACGUCGCCGUCGCCGGC
Messenger RNA from Truncatella angustata, 3292 nucleotides. Its product is annotated as BRCT domain-containing protein. Gene Ontology annotation, biological process: double-strand break repair; DNA double-strand break attachment to nuclear envelope. Lineage: Eukaryota; Fungi; Ascomycota; Sordariomycetes; Amphisphaeriales; Sporocadaceae. The record is from RefSeq and is a predicted model, not a curated record. The transcript is spliced from 4 exons. Bases 205 to 2796 code for a protein of 863 amino acids. Gene Ontology annotation, cellular component: Cul8-RING ubiquitin ligase complex; nucleus.